Molecule: messenger RNA, 3547 nt
Organism: Plectropomus leopardus (leopard coralgrouper)
Lineage: Eukaryota; Metazoa; Chordata; Actinopteri; Perciformes; Serranidae
Gene: rnd3a
Product: Rho family GTPase 3a
Biological process (GO): small GTPase-mediated signal transduction
Molecular function (GO): GTPase activity; GTP binding
Source: RefSeq, a predicted model, not a curated record
UGGCAUUUACCGGCUCAGAGCAGGCGGAGACACCGGGGGAGGCACGCAGGCAAGCUGGGAGACGCUUCUGUCGCUUUUUACAUCUCGACAUUUCCUACACACGCACAGACACGCACACGCAGGAUUGGACUUUUAUACUGAAUUGCGACUGAAAUCAAUGAAGGAGAGACGCUCGUGUCAGAAACUAUCUCUGAAAUCCGGCAUGGAUCCCAGUCAGAGUGUGAAGUGUAAGAUAGUGGUGGUGGGAGACAGCCAGUGCGGGAAGACUGCCCUGCUUCACGUGUUCGCCAAGGACUGUUUCCCGGAGAGCUACGUCCCAACAGUGUUUGAAAACUACACAGCCAGUUUCGAAAUCGACACGCAGAGGAUUGAGCUCAGUUUGUGGGACACCUCAGGAUCUCCCUACUACGACAAUGUGCGACCCCUCUCCUACCCAGACUCCGACGCCGUCCUCAUCUGUUUCGACAUCAGCCGCCCCGAAACCCUUGACAGCGUGCUGAAAAAGUGGAAAGGAGAGAUCCAGGAGUUUUGUCCCAACACUAAGAUGCUCUUGGUUGGAUGCAAGUCUGACCUGCGGACCGACCUGAGCACACUGGUGGAGCUUUCUAACCACAGACAGACACCAGUCUCUUAUGACCAGGGUUCCAGCAUGGCGAAGCAGAUCUCGGCGCCCUACAUCGAGUGCUCAGCUCAGCAGUCGGAGAACAGUGUCAGAGACAUUUUUCACGUGGCCACGCUGGCUUGCAUCAACAAGAACAACAAAAACGUCAAGCGCAGUAAGGCCACCCGCGGGAACAAGAGGAUUUCACACAUGCCCGGCCGGCCUGACCUGGCGGCCGUGGCCUCAGACCUCCGGAAGGACAAAGCCAAAAGUUGCUCGGUCAUGUGACUGAUUGGACUGCGGGGGAUUAGACUAAGACUGAGGACAGAGCUCAGCGCAAGCAGGAAGCAAUGGGGUGACGCUCUUUCCUGCAUGCUAAAGACCCCUUAUGUGUCCGGAAAGGGGUUUUAUAAGCUUCAAUUCAUGUACAUGUUACUGGAAUACUCUGCACCAGUGAGAACUCUGCGUAGUAGCGUCCCAAUCCAUGUGGCCCCCCGCCCCACCAGACGAGGAAGCUAUCUGUCAGCGAGCUACCUGCUCGGGGAAGUGACCUGCUUCCUCUGGGAGGACGGAGCGGAUGCAGUCGAGGCUUUCCACACCAACAGGAAAUGAGCAGUUGGAGUGAUGUCAUUAGGAGAUGCUCAUUUGAAAGGUUUAAGAACAUGUGAUGUUUUGAAUGAGAGCCAAAGCCGGCGAUGGGGGGUUUGCUGCCUGGGAAAAAAGAGGAGCUGCUGUUGUUUGUGCUGGAUCAAAGACUUUUUGCUCGGAGGGCUUAUACAACUCGUCACUGUAGUUUGGAACUGAGUCACUCUCACCCCUGCUCCUGUAACUGUUAGUCUGCGUGCAGAGGACACUACAAGAGGAAUUUCUUAGUCCCGCACAAGGAAAAUGUGACGCUGUUCAUCCCCUGUCUCUGAUAUGUUGUCGGUAUAAUGUGAAGUCAUUGGUGUGUAACUGCAUCACUGUUUAAUUUUAGCUUCAUCCUGAUGAGUCUCAAUCACAAACAGCUGAAAGAUUCUCAAGUUCGUAACUGCGCGGUCGUUGCAGACAGCCAUUCAGUGCCCGUUUAUUUCACGUCAACAGCUAAAGGUACAUAAAGACUCUCUCAAGACAGAUUAUCCCAAAUGUUUUCCACACUGACAUGUUUAUGGACUCUGAAUCAUGCUGGGGAGCCAUAAGCGAAAUAGCUCGAAGCUGUAGUCAGCCUCCAGGAUUUGCCCAACAGUUCUUCAAGUCCAUGUGAUAAACAAAUGCAACUUGGCCCCUCAAUUAGUGACACUCUUUUGAAACACACAAAACUUGCAUAACGCAUUUUUAAAACACUUAAUGGAGCCUUAAUGGGCUGAAAAGCUUUAGUUGACCACGGCAUAUCAAGUGAAAACGUGACUAAUUAUGUAAAAUGAGAAGGUCUUAACAGGCAGACAGCCAGUUUGAGCUAUGAGUCAUUUUCCCACUGCACUUUAGGGAGGGAGUGAAAAUGUAAGCAACAAUUAAAGCUUGUUUAUUAGGCUCUGAAAACAUCUCUGCCUUGCCUUUCCCUGCGGUGUUCAGACUCUGUUGUUCGGCAAAACACUUACAAAGGCCCAGUCACACCAGCAACUAUUUGGAUAAACAAUUAACUAUUUUAGCUAAAGCACUAAUCAGAAAAAUAAUAAUAAUUGCUCAAAAUAAAAUUUGUUAGCAUUACUCAGCUGAAAGGCAAGUAAAUGGAACAGACAGAAAAUGAAGACGAAUGUGAAGCUGAAGCGUCAGAGUGUUAGCUGACAGGCCAGGGUGUUAACAGUCAGCUCAUCAGCCAGGCUGUUCUCGGUGUUUGUAUAUCUACCUACGAAAAGUAAUUCAUCGUAAUUCGUGCUAUCCCCUCGUAAUCGGGGGCUGCGACAGCCGUGAUCACUUUACGAAUGCGGUGAUGGUAGUGAAGAAGGAAGUGGUAUAUAUAGAGAAAGUUCACAUAAGGAGGUAUGUUGUAGUGAUGAAUUGGUCAAACAAACACAGGACUUUUCCCCAGGACACUGAUGUUUGUAUCAAAUGUAAAACCAAAUUAAUUUUGAGUAUAUGUCAUGUACCUAACUUAUUUAAUUUACAUAACUAAAAUGUAACUUAAUGCAAUGUAUCUUUGUGCUUUGGAACGGACGUAACGUGACAUACCUAAAUCUUUACUUUCCCAAAACUUACCUAUGGAACUUUACUUGCCAAAACAUAACUUACGUAAAUUAACAUAAUGUACGUAACGUGAAGACCCCCAACCAUGUUUCUUUGCCUAAAUCUAACCUAUAUAACUUUACUCCUAAAAUCAGUGUAACUUUACAUUAAGUAUGUAAGUUAAUGUUAAGUUAAAAGUUAACAACAACGCCAUUUGUGGGACACUAAAUUGUUAGAUAUCAUACGAAUGUGCAUUUUCGAAAGACAUCAUCUAAACUGUUACAAUGCACCAGGUAAAGAAGCCAACCACUUUAAGAAGGCAAAUUAUGCUGUUCCACCCUCUGAUGUGACCGGGCCUUUAUUCAAAUUGGAUAAUUUCAUUUUACAUGAAAGGUCAUUUUAGGUUUUUUUUACCCUUCAUAAGAAAAUGCUUCAUAAUGUAAACAACAAAUGGGAGUUAAAAAAAGAGACUAAUCUGAAGUCUUGCAAAACAGUGUUGUUUACGGUGUAAAGUUUUUUGUUUUUUUUCUCUAACAACAGUGCAGUUACGGAGCUGUUUAAAUAUCAAAGGUAUUGAUGCACUUUUAAUGUAACUUCCCAGUUAGCUUGUUCAAAUGCCAGUGUUGUCACAUUUGGCAGCUCAGUGGCCCAUCUUGAUUUUCUAAUCCGUUGUCUCCUCCCCGUGUACUUUAUCAUGUUUUCUUGAAUGUUGAUGUCACCUUCAAUUGUCUUUGCCAAUGUUGUUGCCGCAAUAUUUAUUGAAUUAUAUAUUUUCCCUUUAGAAUAAAUGCAAAUGGAAUUGAA